Rangifer tarandus platyrhynchus (Svalbard reindeer) is the source of this 363-nucleotide messenger RNA. The record is from the annotation of a GenBank genome assembly. Lineage: Eukaryota; Metazoa; Chordata; Mammalia; Artiodactyla; Cervidae.
AUGAGAAGACACUUAGACCCACACAAGGAAGAAGGUCAAGAGACAAUAGAGACAGCAAUUGGAGAGAUGCAGCUCCCAUCCGUGAAGCACCAAGGCAAUUUUGCAACCCCAGAGGCAAGGGGAGAGAUGUGGGACAACUGUUUCUUAAUUAGAGUCUCCAGAAGGAACCAUGACUUCUCUAGUGGCUCAGGGGUAAAGAACACACCAGCCAAUGCAGGAGACCCAGGUUCAGUCCCUGGGUCUGCAAGAUCCCCUGGAAGUGCAAAUUGCAACCCACUCAAGUAUUCUUGCCUAGAAAAUCCCAUGGACAGAGGAGGCUGGCAGGCUAUAGUCCAUGGGGUCGUAUGUGUGGGACAUGAUUGA